This is a messenger RNA of Kalmanozyma brasiliensis GHG001, 441 nucleotides long. RefSeq lists its product as uncharacterized. The coding region runs from base 1 to 441 and encodes 146 amino acids. The record is from RefSeq and is a predicted model, not a curated record. NCBI's taxonomy places the organism in Eukaryota, Fungi, Basidiomycota, Ustilaginomycetes, Ustilaginales. The transcript has 2 exons.
AUGAAGACUUCUGCCUCUUUCCUCGUCGCCUCGUUCGCCCUCGCUGGUCUUGCCCAGGCUGGCUGGGACAAGCCCACAUCUACCCUCAGCUACAAUGCCCUCUGUGGACUCAGCUUCGUCGCGCCCUCGACCAAGCACAUCUGCUUCGCUGGCCCUGCUGACGUCUCACAAAUUUCGGCCGGCACGAGCUUCCAUGGCUUCGUCCAGCCGGGUAGCAAGACGAACUUUGUGAUCUACAAAGGCGACGGUAAGGACACAGCCUACUAUCAAAGCAAGCAGCACAUGAUCAACAUCAAUUGGACUGUCACUGGAAAGGGCAUGGAGCACUGCGUCGCUUACGACGCUCAAUCGAUCGAUGGUCAGCCGGUCGAAAACGGAAUCUGGUGCCCUAGUCACGCGAUGGUUUCGCUCCCCACGCCUAGCGGGGUCUUGACGACUUAG